Fimicolochytrium jonesii is the source of this 718-nucleotide messenger RNA. RefSeq lists its product as uncharacterized. Lineage: Eukaryota; Fungi; Chytridiomycota; Chytridiomycetes; Spizellomycetales; Powellomycetaceae. The coding region runs from base 10 to 531 and encodes 173 amino acids. The transcript has 2 exons. The record is from RefSeq and is a predicted model, not a curated record.
GUAUACAGUAUGCUGGGACUCAGCGCAACGCCAGAACGAAAAGAUGGAUUGACCAAGCUGCUGCACUGGCAUCUUGGAGAAACCGUGGAUCAGGAAAAGCCGGACAGGAGCGGUCAGAAAACCACACAAGUCGAUGUUUAUCGGUUUGAUUCGAACUCGUUGAAAUUGGACGUAAAAGCAUACAGCCGUUGCAUAACACGCCUAGCCGAAUGUGACGAGAGGAAUCUAUAUGUUGUUGCCAUUGUCAAAGCUAUUCUCGCGGCGGACCUUGGCCGAGCCAGAAGAUUGCUCGUUCUUACCGGUCGUGUCACCCAGGCGAAUCACCUUUGGGAAAUGCUGUCGAGGACUUUGGUAAAAGACCUAACCUGCGGCUUAUUGAUCGCCGGAAUGAAUAGUGAGCUCUUUAAGAUUGAAACAUCAAAGGACGUCGUUGUUGGAACCGACUCCUCGACGUUCAGUUACACAAGCGGUGGGCCGUAUCCUGCGCAAGGUCCAUACCGCCAUCCACCCUCUCAUAGCAGACGUUUCUGACUCAGACUUUAGAGGCCAGGAAAAGGCUCGUCUUUCGACGUACAAGACCGAACUCAACGGAAAUACAUGAACAACUCGGUCAUAUCAGGGGCCUCCGUUGUUCUAGCAUACACGACGAUGAAUCCUUUGAUGGAUGACAUAGGGGUGUGUGUUAAGUCACAAGUGAGGAUGCCUGACAGCAGCCGCU